AUGGAGGACAGUUCUGAGCAACAACAUCAGACUGCCUUCGACAGUAUUCCAAUGAGGUGGUCAGAACAACACUCUUGCCCUCAUUCAUAUCAUGGCACCCCGGCACAAGAAUAUACAGGCUUUGGCUGGGGCUCACUACCACUUCCAAUGCAUUCAGCUGCCUUUUCACAGUCGCCACCAUUGAGACCGAGCCACCAACAACUACAGCCAUUGAUGAUGCCUUGGCCGAGCAUGAUUGGAAGCCAACAGACAUUCUAUCCACCACUGCUUCCGCAGACUCAAGUUGGCGCAACAUCUCCUCCUGCCGUGACGCCAGUAUCAGCCGGCUCUUCUAUCAGAUCAGGUCCUUCGGUACGUAAGACAUUGUCGGAUGAAGAUCGUCGGAGAAUGUGCAAGUACGCGGAGGACAAUCCCACUGCUAAGCAGACCGAAAUAGGAUAUCUUUUUGGAGUGGAACGGAGCACUGUUUCAAAAGUCCUUAGGAAGAAGGAGAUCUACCUCAACUCAGCUCAACUAAAGGAGACGCCACGCUCGCCUCCGAACAAGAGGACAAAAUCACGACUGCCAGAUAUUGAGAAGACACUCUCGGCGUGGGUCACCAAGGAGCAGAAGAGAGGUUCACCUAUCACAGACGAUGCUAUCAGAGAGCAGGCCUACUACUUUGCAUCCAUUCCUGGACCAGAAAAUCCAGCUUCGAAUCCAGUCAACAAUCCUGGCUGGCUGGAGAAAUUUAAGCAGAAGCAUCACGUAAACGGCGCAAUACCGAGUAGCAAAGAAGUACGCAAAGACUCCGUUACAGACUCUGACAAUGCGAACAAUGGUAAUUCAACACCUUCGCCUCUGGACGAGACUUUGAGCUCGAGCUCACCAGAAACCGUUUAUCCUGUCAUGGACAGCACAAUGAUCGAAGACAUCAAACCGACUACCAACAAACGACGCAAAUCUCCUCCCUCCAUAGAUACAGCAUUCACAGACAUUGGCUCGACCUCGACUUGCUUUACACCACAACUCCUAUCCCCAACAUCCCCCUUCUUCUCCCCAUCAUCUCAAAUCUCGGGACCACUGCAUAGCCCUCUUCUACAGCAAAACUUCCCAGCUCUGGAUCACUUCAUGUCGGACUCUCCCUCUGCCUCUGACACUCUAUCUCCCUCCCGACCCUUUUUGUCUUUUCUAUCCGAUGACAAAGAGAGGUUGGGCAGCAUAGAUGAAUUCAUGGAGGACAUCGACGUCAAGACUAUUGAUCCCGGAGCACUGUUGAGGACGAAGAAAAUACCCACCGAACAGGAAGCUAGAGAUGCUUUGGCUGUUGUGGUGGAGUAUUUUGAGGGUCAGCCGAGUGGUUGUUUAGAGUUUCAGGAGAGUAUGCUGUUGGGGCGGUUGAAGGAGAAGUUGCUGGUGAGGGGGUAG
Messenger RNA from Aureobasidium subglaciale EXF-2481, 1407 nucleotides. RefSeq lists its product as uncharacterized. Gene Ontology annotation, molecular function: DNA binding. Gene Ontology annotation, cellular component: nucleus. The record is from RefSeq and is a predicted model, not a curated record. Bases 1 to 1407 code for a protein of 468 amino acids. The transcript is spliced from 3 exons. NCBI's taxonomy places the organism in Eukaryota, Fungi, Ascomycota, Dothideomycetes, Dothideales, Saccotheciaceae.